This is a messenger RNA of Anopheles funestus (African malaria mosquito), 8537 nucleotides long. RefSeq names its product non-canonical poly(A) RNA polymerase protein Trf4-1 (gene Trf4-1). Lineage: Eukaryota; Metazoa; Arthropoda; Insecta; Diptera; Culicidae. Gene Ontology annotation, biological process: RNA 3'-end processing. Gene Ontology annotation, molecular function: mRNA binding; poly(A) RNA polymerase activity. The transcript has 7 exons. Bases 1920 to 5042 code for a protein of 1040 amino acids. The record is from RefSeq and is a predicted model, not a curated record. Gene Ontology annotation, cellular component: TRAMP complex; nucleolus.
UUUCGUAAAGUAGUACCAAAUUUGUGAUAAAAUACACACAGAAAAGCACCGUGCGGUUGGGCUCGUGAUAGGCUGUAUCGGUGCUGUUGGCAGGCCAUUUUGUUGGCGUUUCCGGUUGGUGUGUAUUAGCGGCUGGUGGCCGAACCCACAAGUGAGUUCGCGUGCGUUUUCGGCAGGAUUUUUAGAAGGAAAACCGACCCGUGUCACAGGCUGGGCGGACGUUUGUCGGAAGCGGGGCUCUCUUGCUGCUUUCCCAAUCUUUACCACCUGAUAUUCUAACAUUAGACAAUCAGUUGUCCGUUAAGCAGGCGAGCUGCGUGUACGAAGGGGAACAGUGAUUUCGCGAAGUGUGGUGCAAAGAGCAGGAGGAGACACAUUGCGGUACGAACGGUGGAGAUUCAUCUAGGGUGGGGCCUACGGUAGUAGAACCCCCCGGGGGAGAAAAGAAGGCUAAGUGCGUAUGAGCCUGCGAGGAUCGUAUCUGCGUCGCAGAAGUUAAGCAACCCGUCUCGAAAGGACCUGUAUUCAGGAGACGCGAUCGCGACCACCAGUCCACGGUGCGACCCUGAAAGUUGUUCAACGCGAAGCUACACGGUGCAAAGCAAUCGCUCGUGCACCACCGAGAGCAUAUAGUCCCUUCGAAAAAUCCACCACUACAGCGACGGCGACGGACACAGCAGCACCCGUACAAGCGCGUUACAUUCGACCGAUCAGCACUGAACACCAAACAGCGCCUAGCAAAACCUAGCACCCUUGUCGCGGUUUGGGGUUGCGCGUGAACCAACACACGCACACCUGUCGUCGUUUGGGGAGGAAACGGGUGCUAUCGUUCGCAAUCGGCUCUUAGUGUGCUGUCGCACCCGAAAGGAGAUGGUGCUGCUGUUUCUCCUUUGACGCAUGGUCACGGGUUGUGUAUGAGAAGGGGUGUAAACGAACGAACCCUACGCACAGAGAACAGUGCCCUUAGGUGGUAGAGAUUAAACAAUAUUGUUUAUACUGCCAAUCACAAACACACGGCGGGUGGAUGAAACAAAAAAAAACUACCCCGAACCGAAAACCCUUCAUCGACCUUGCAUUGUCGACCCAGUGAUCGUUCGAAUUACUCGCAGUGAGUGUAUGUGUGUGAGAGAGUGUGUACGUCUGUGCAUGAUUAAAAACGUGAUCUCCUCCUCAUGAGAUAAUAAGAUCAUAACGUGGUCGGACUGACUACGACAACAACAAAAAAAAAAGAUACCGCCCUUGGAGAGUGUGAUAUUGCAUCUGCGUGUGUUGCUAUAGCAAACGGGUAAGGUGACCACGUUCAGUGACAGUGAGAAAGAAGAACUUUAAUUCCAUUUUAGUGGUUCUUCCUACAGCAGUAAGCACAGAGUGUAGCGUUAACGGGCGUAAAAUCAAAUAUUUAAAUCAUGUGAUAAGCGAGCAUAUUUUUUCUCCUCCACCCCAUUCGUUUCACACUUAUUUGUGUACGGGAAAAUCGCACAUCUCGUGCACAGGAGGUUUAGAAGAUCGUAAGUGAUACUAAGCAACAGAAAAUAAGUGUUAGUGUAUCAAACCCAGUGGCGGCAACACAUUUACGGGCGCGCGCUGUGUUUUGUAGAAUUAGAACCGCGUGCUACCCUUAUUGGUUGACGUAGUUACACAAUUACACCCUUUAUUAAUAUGUAAGUAGGCCGAUCUUCUCGAAUCGUUUAUUACGAAAGAUCGGUUCUAGAUGUGUAAGUAGUGGUUUAGAAUUGAACUCAAAAGUGUGUUUACGACGGUAUCGCAAUAUAAGGAAGAGUAUUUUAUUCCGUGUGUGUGUGUGGAAGUUCCGUGUCAAAUAGCAGUGGUUAAUGCGAAUUGUUGUGUUAAAGUAAGCCAGAACAACAUAACGCAAAAACAAGGUGCAAAAAAGCUAAACGUAGUACUGCGCGCACACGAUGGACCCAGCAGUGGCUUGGUAUCAGGAGGAACAGGACGGUCCGUCGAAGCUAGUUUGGAUGCGUAUAUGGGAAACUAACUCUGAUCUGUACGGUCCGGUGCACGCUAAUUAUGGUCCGGGCAACGGCAAUGGACAGGAAACGUUGAAGGGUCCUUCGUCCCGUGGUGGUACACUGGGUGCCGGAGAUCAAAAGCAACACGACCUGCAAUUCAAUAAUUCCAACAGUGGGAACAACAACGGUAUCGGUAAUCAUCAACAACCGUCACCGGUAAUCGAGUCAACGGGGAAAAUUAGUAACAGCAACGGUUCGAACACCGUUACAACAACUGUCACCAGUGGUAACGUUGGUAACGCUGCACUGUCAAACAGUAGUAUACUAAACGGAAACAAUAACAACGUAGUGAAUGCCGCCGGGCCCGGGAAUGGCAACGGGGGAAACAAUAAUUCUAACAGCAACUGUAACAACACCGGUGGUGGCGUGACGAACGGUGCCGAGUUGACAACGGGGGGCGGUAACGGCUGUACCAACAACAACAACAACAAUAUGGUCGGCAAGGGUGGAUGCGGAACCGGAACCGGUCUAGUCAGUAACGAGAAGAAUUAUAACCCGGUGCGUAAGAAACUGGGCAGCAUGAUGACGGACAAUAAGGCCAGCACCUUUAAUAUGAACAAGCAACAUCAUCGACUGAUCGGUGUCCACGGUGGAUGUCCCUGGCGUCCGCCAAACUUUAAGUACGGUCGGGGCAUUAUUGGAUUACAUCAGGAGAUAGAACAAUUUUACGCGCAUAUGAUCGCAACGCCUACCGAGCACGCCCUCCGAGUGAAAGUGGUUAGCCGGAUAGAACAGAUCGUGCUGAAUCUCUGGCCUUCGGCAAGGGUGGAAAUGUUCGGUUCAUUCCGAACAGGGCUCUACCUACCCACUAGCGAUAUCGAUUUGGUUGUAAUUGGACAAUGGACUAUGUUGCCACUUCGAACGCUGGAGAUUGAAUUGAUCAAUCAGGGCAUCGCCGAACCGAACUCGGUCCGGGUGCUCGAUAAGGCAUCCGUUCCGAUCGUGAAGCUAACCGAUCGACAGACGCAAGUAAAGGUGGACAUUUCCUUCAAUAUGGAAUCGGGCGUACAGUCGGCGAAGCUGAUCAAGGGCUUCAAGCGCGACUAUCCGGUGCUGGAGAAGCUGGUGCUAGUGCUGAAACAGUUUCUGCUGCAGCGCGAUCUGAACGAGGUGUUCACCGGUGGCAUUUCCUCCUACUCGCUGAUACUGAUGUGCAUUAGCUUCCUGCAGCAGCAUCACCAAAAGCCAAGCACCAGCUCCAAUCUGGGCGUACUGUUGAUAGAGUUCUUCGAGCUUUACGGUCGCAAGUUUAACUACAUGAAGAUCGGUAUUAGCGUGAAAUCGGGACGAUACAUACCUAAGGAAGAGUUGCAGCGUGAAAUGAUAGAUGGUCAUCGACCGAGCUUGCUGUGCAUAGAGGAUCCACUUACCCCCGGCAAUGAUAUUGGCCGUUCUUCCUAUGGCGCGUUACAUGUGAAGCAAGCGUUUGAGUAUGCCUACAUUGUGCUCGUCCAAGCCGUGUUACCCUUGGAUAAGAAUCUAAACGACUGUAAUCGGCAAAGCAUAUUGGGCCGAAUAAUACGCGUGACGGACGAAGUGAUUGAGUAUCGCAAGUGGAUAAAGGAUACAUUCGAGGAAAAACUAACUCGGCAAUCCAGUUUACAGCCGAUCACAACUACGACGGUCCUUUUAAGCGAUCAUUACAUACCGCUCCAGCAGCAGCAGCAACCGCGCCAUUUAUCUCAGCAGUCGCUUAUUCAUCACAUUCACCAGCAGUAUCCGCGCCAUGUCAUCCGAAGGCGACCGAGCUCGUCGAGUGUGGAACUGUCGGAGGAAAGCAUGGAUAGCGAUGGGGGAGGCGCUAGUGGGGACUUUCACUGCAACACGUCGACGACCGCCCGUGAUAUCUCGCCGUCAUCGUCCGCAGCCGGUCUCACGACCCGUUCACCACCGAUUGAGCUGCACGAUCUGAACGGUGGUCCGGCACCGAUCAUGAUGCUGGCCGCGACGAACCCCCACCUAGCAGCAUCCACGGCCCAUCCGCACGAUUUGCUAAUAGAGGAGAACAAUUUGCUAAACAUGACGCACCAUCAGCACCAUCCGCAGCAACAGCAGCAACUGUCGGCGGACCCGAACAAUAUCGUCGAUACGCAGAUGAUCAACUACAACAACAUGAACAAUCGUCGCAUCGUACCGUCACCAAAUCAGCACCACCAGCAACAGCAGCAGCAGCAGCAGCAGAUUGUUAGUAGCAACAAGAACCUGUACAGUCGCAACAGCUCCGAGCGCAUCCCGUCGAGUGGUGCGACCGGCAACAGUAUGGUAAAUGGUGGCGGCAAUACCAACAGCAGUGUGUAUAAUAUGCAGCCCCAUCAGCAGCAGCAGCAGCAACAGCAACAACAUCAUCAGCAAAUAGGCCAAACACCGGCGAACAACGGUUUGGUUCGUCACAAUAGUAAUAAAAAUCGACGAACAGCCGCCAGCAUGCCCAAAAUCCCCACCAACUCGUCCCCGGCAUACCCUUCCUCCGAUGUGAGCGGUCUUACUAGUGUAAGCAAUUGCGGCAAUAGCAGUAGUAAUAGCAAUAACCUAAUCGCCGGUAUGGUUGUAAAUGAUGAAAACAAUCUUCACUACCGUUCGGCUAGCCCGAAGGCCACCGUUGUUGGUGGGCUCCCACUGCUACCGUCGAAUGCGCUCGCGGGCAGCAAUGUGGUGAUAGUUUCCACCGGUGGAACCAGUUCGCUUGUGUCCAACGCUGCCAAACUGUACGGCACCAGCGGAAGCAAUAGUAGUAGCAGUGUGAGCAGUGGUGGCGGCACUAUCAAUAGCAAUGCCAAUUCCUCUAGCAAUAGCAGCAAAAAGUCCUCCCACAGUGGUACAAAUUCCUCGAAGCGCAAAAAGACUGUAUCGCCGGGGGAAAAGAAGACUGGUCCGAUGGCGGUGACGACGGGACCAACGACUAUGAGCUACGGACUGACGAUGUCCGGCACGGUUGGAAGUGUGGUCGGCGGUGGUGGUGCUGGGAGAGAUGGUGGUAGCACGGCGACGGCCAGCUUGGAUAGCCGAUGAUAGCCAUCCGUGGUAGGAGGGUACCUUCAACGGUUCCGCUACUAUCACUACUAAAUAGUUCGAAGUAGACAUCAAACAGUACCGAAUGCAGGUUUAAGGAAAUGAACUAAUUUCAUCCCUCCACUAUGCAUGCACCUUCCAUUUUAUCGAGUGGAAAUUCCGGGGGAGGGAAAAAGAGACAGAUCAGUGGAAGGGAUAUUUAAAGGGCGGGGAGGAUGGUCAUGCUGUUGCGCUAGGCAUGGCAGCAUGACGACACCGAAUGUGAUGCGUGGGUAUAGUGGGUUAGUACUAAAGGCUUACAGAAACAAAAAGAAAACCGUAAAGUGGACGAAAAUAUCGUGUACGACGCGUACCGAACGACGUACGAUUUAUCUUAAGCAAGAGAUUAGAAGCGCAACUCUUUACAUUCACUCACUAGCCAAGCUACAUUACGCUAUGUUUAAUCAUAUAUUAUUACCGAUGCGUUACUAUUAUUGCUGCCAUUAUGACUGUAAAUAUUUCCAACAGCUUUCUAGUUGUUCCGAUGCUGUUGGUCUUUCUUUUUUUUAUAGUUUCUUUCCUCCCUCAUUACACCUGAUCAGAUGACUGGCAAACUUUCGGUUCUUAAUAUGCGCCUUGAUUAUCGAUGCGUUCCGUAAAACAAUCAUAUAUACAGUAACAGCAGAAUGUUAUUUUACGCUGCAUAAUUUAAUACUGUACGAUCUUCUUUUCGAUGGCUUUAUCUUGGCUGUAUCGAAUCUUUUUUUUUUAAUUCGUCAACAUGAUCGUUUAGAAUAUUCAACUUGUGUGUGUGUGCGUGUGAUAUGUUGCGUUUGGUUUGGUUUUUUUGUUUUGUUUCAAACGUCUAUUCUCUAUUUUGCUACAUCUGUUGAUUUAUUUAGUAUAGAGCAGAGAGUUGUGCGAAGUUUUAGUUUGGUAAUAGCAACCGGUAUGUGCCAGCAACUAUGCUAGCGAAACCUUGCAUCAUAACGAUGCAAGACUCUGAGCUCCACAAAGGAAAGAAUUCAAUACGUCACAGUAAUGAUAUUGAAUUGGCAAGCAUUCAAAAUUGCUGUUUGUAGUAUAGAGAUACACGGCAUCACGCUCACACGCUGUGUCCGGUUUAAGAUUGCGCUGUGUACUUUUUGGGGAGAAAAAAUCAUACGGAACACAAUUAUACUAACUAGGUAAUAAGUAGAACGAAAUGCUAAAACUGAAGUUAGGGUGUUUUCAGAUGCGUAAAAACCCGUGUACGAUUGUUGUUGAAUGGCAAGGGGAAAGUUUUGCAAUUUUAGGUCGGAUCUAGACGAUAAGCUCUAGCUGUAGUAGCCAGACCCGGUCUCUAAGAGUUUCGUUUUUGUGUGUGCGUGUGUGAGCUACGUUUUCUAUACAUAUGUGUCUGACUUUGUUAACGAUUGUUGUGUAGGACGAAGGAGAGGGAAAAACGCGAGAAAACAUUAAUUAACUUACGUUAACGGCAAACGGAUGCUGAGGAAGGUGUAGACGAUAAGUUGAUAAAUUAUUUGCACUAAUAGUCUGCGAAACGCAACGGCUAGAAAGGGGAACAGUAUGUAAAGUUUUUCUCUAUUUUUUAAUGAGUGUUGUAUGUAAAUAUGAUAUAUUCCACGGCAGUGGUCCGGGUAGGCUUGCUCCAUAGCGGUGUAAUGAUCAUCAAACUCAUCGAACCUGCUAUUAAUAACACUACUGCUAUUACUACUACUAUUACUAUUACAUGCAAAUACUAUUGCUUUUAUCGCUACUACCGCUAGGACAGCAACUAAUGGGAGCCAAAAACCACCCCCUCCCAGUUCUAAUAAACCCUACCGAUGUACUUUAGCUAGAAGCGGAGCUAUUGUCUUAGCGAUCGUCUACAAUUGUGUUACCAUGGUGGAGAUCACACUUUGAUUCACUUCUCACACCUGCCUUAUGGAAUGGCUUACAAGACUAAUUAUUGUUCGGUGGGUUCGGUUCGGUGUGGUAUGUUGGUGUAUGUCGUUUACCGAUUGAUGGAACCUUACUAUACUGAACAUCAUCAUUAUCUUCGCUUUCGCAAGAGCUGUAUAUGUACAUACGACAAAAAAUACAACGGAUAUUGUUUUCCUUAAUCGUUGUUUGAGAUUGUUUAUCUUUAAUUGUCUCAGAUUUUGCGCUUCCCCCGUCCGACGGUACGUUCUGUGUGGCGUGUGUUAUGCAAUGGCAGAUAAAACGAAUGAACCGACAACAAAGGUGAUUAAGAUAAAAACCACACACACAAAUUCCCUUCGCUACAUCCAGCUGGAUACGAUACGAUGAAAUUCAUUCAGAACGAUCUAACGAUACAAAGCAAUAGAAACGAAAAUACACUCCAUCUGCCUAAAAAUAGCGAAUCUUAAGUCUUUAGUGAGAGGAUAGAGCAUAGAAUCAAGAUUAGUGUUCCGAUAUCGUACAUUUCAAAUCAAUACGUAAACAAAUCACCCACACAAACACACACACAAACACACACUCUAUCUAUCUCUCUAGUGGGAACGAUUCACACAGAGCACGAUCGUGUUACGAUCAACUGCCAUUAUUGUUGCGGGUUUUUAACCAAAAGAAAAGGGAGUUGUCUAUAUCCUGGCAAUGCAUUUAUGAUACUUAUGUAGCAAUCGCCCACGAAAAUCAAUCAUAGAAAAGCGUUUGUAGGGGAGUUCGCAUGGAAGGGAACUGAAGCAACAAAAAAAAACAAAUCAACAAAAUCUUAAUCAAAAACUUUAGGGUCCCUUUAACUCCCCCGGCACCCGGAUCUGUGCAGGUGCCUCUCGUUCGUCCUUUGUAUUGAGAAGGUUGAAGUUUCUUUCAAAAUUAUGUACACACACACACACCAACCUAGUAGUACUGUUACGGUUUAGUGUAGUAAUCAAACAUGUCCGAACAUGUCGGACAUCGGUUACAGUGAUGCUACGAAGCAUGUAGCCGGUUUUGAAUAGAAAAAAAGGUAGUAUUUAAGCGUAUAAAAUCUAUUCUCCCAUAAAAAAAGAAAAAACACAGACACACGAUUUCCUUUCCUUAGCAGCUAAGUGUUAAGACUAAGCUCGCCUUUAUUGCCAAACGAAAAAUGAUGAUUCCGUUUUGUUUGUUGUGACAUGUUAAACGCUCGAUUGUAACUGCGAGUUGUAGAUCACCCUAAUGCAUCAUUGAACGCAAGACGCUCCUGGCCAAUAUGGAUAAUCAAACAAAACAUAGUGAAAAACUAUAGCAACUCGAUACCCACUAGCAGAGCAACACACCGGCCCCAAAAAACACCUACUUUAAGGACAAAACCUAAUCAGCAGCGACGUAUAACAGUAACGAAUGAAAAUAAGGGAAAAAGAAACAAAACAACAGAAACCAGUCAUUUUGAGUACAAAGAUGCACCUGUAUAAUUUAUAUGUAAAGUAAAGUUUAGCGCGUAAGCUGUGUACAUACAACCGAUCAGAAAGUGACGUAAAUAAAUAAAAAAAAGCGACGACGAUUUAAAAAAAACCCCGUUAUGGCACCAAAUGCCAAAUGGAAAGGAAA